AUCUGAGAAACUCGAGUUCCACUACCAGUUACGCCCAAGCUGCAGUGCGCUCUCAAAUAUCACUCCUUCAAAUAUUACAUUCCUUUAACACAUACAAUCCUUUCAAGCCAUGGUUCGCCUGCUUACGACUCUGCCCGUCUGGGCGGCCAUUCUCCUGAAUGCCAUCCCCACAGCGGUCAACGCCCAAUCGACAUGUGCCACCAAGGGCCGCCCAACAGGCAAAGUCCUCCAGGGCUACUGGGAGAGCUGGGACAACUCAGCCGUGCACCCCGGCUUUGGCUGGACGCCCAUCAACAACUCGGCCCUGCGCCAGCACGGCUACAAUGUCUACGCAGCGGCGUUCCCCAUCAUCCAGCCGGACGGCACCGCGCUGUGGAGCAACACCAUGGACGCCGGCAGCAAGAUCGCGACGCCCGAGGAAAUGUGCGCAGCCAAGGCGGCCGGCGCGACGAUCCUGCUCUCCAUCGGCGGGCAGAACGGCGCCAUCAACCUGGCCUCUAGCGACGUGGCGGACCGCUUCGUCGCGACGAUUGUGCCGAUCCUGAAGCAGUACAACUUUGACGGCAUCGACAUUGACAUUGAGAACGGGCUCGUCAACUCGGGCAACAUCAACACGCUGUCGACCUCGCAGGCCAACCUGAUCCGCAUCAUUGACGGGAUCCUCGCGGCCAUGCCGUCCAACUUUGGGCUCACGAUGGCGCCCGAGACGGCGUACGUCACGGGCGGCAGCGUCGUGUACGGCAGCAUCUGGGGCGCGUACCUGCCCAUAAUCAAGAAGUACGCCGACAACGGGCGGCUGUGGUGGCUCAACAUGCAGUACUACAAUGGCGAGAUGUACGGGUGCAGCGGCGACUCCUACCCGGCGGGCUCGGUGGCCGGCUUCAUCGCCCAGACGCAGUGUCUCGACCGGGGCCUCGUGGUGCAGGGCACGACAAUCAGGGUGCCGUACGACAAGCAGGUCCCCGGCCUGCCGGCACAGGUGGGCGCCGGUGCGGGAUACCUGUCUACGGACCAGGUGAAUUCGGUGUGGAACAACUUUGGCGGGAGCCUCAAGGGCAUGAUGACGUGGUCGAUCAACUGGGAUGCCUCAAAGGGGUGGACCUUCGGAGACAACCUCAAGGGUAAACUGGGCACUGCAUGAGCGUUUGUUCUGCUGGCACCAUCUUCCUUUACCUUUUUGAGGUGUGGAUUCUGGGACACGAUUCACGCAUUUCUUGUUAAUAUUCUGAAUAUGUACAUAUCUUGCCGAGAGUUGCUCGAGGUACGGGAAAGGCGUUGCUGGUCUUGUGGUAUAUUUGAUCAAUGAUAAACGAAAGUCCCUGGUUUCGGAGC
Molecule: messenger RNA, 1332 nt
Organism: Microdochium trichocladiopsis
Lineage: Eukaryota; Fungi; Ascomycota; Sordariomycetes; Xylariales; Microdochiaceae
Product: 37 kDa chitinase
Exons: 1
Coding region: 110-1141 (343 amino acids)
Biological process (GO): carbohydrate metabolic process
Molecular function (GO): chitin binding; hydrolase activity, hydrolyzing O-glycosyl compounds
Source: RefSeq, a predicted model, not a curated record